Molecule: messenger RNA, 1458 nt
Organism: Chenopodium quinoa (quinoa)
Lineage: Eukaryota; Viridiplantae; Streptophyta; Magnoliopsida; Caryophyllales; Amaranthaceae
Product: plant intracellular Ras-group-related LRR protein 7-like
Exons: 10
Coding region: 255-1040 (261 amino acids)
Molecular function (GO): protein binding
Source: RefSeq, a predicted model, not a curated record
GAGAGAAUAUACACUCCCAAAAGACGCGGUAUUUAGCAUUAUUAAUUCAUCCCAAAAUAUAAAACCUUUGUUCUUCUCCUCCAAAACCCACCAUUUUUCAGAAAUUCAACGUUCAAUUCAUUCAAGUUUGCUACAAAUUAAUCAUCAUCUGAAUUUUUUUAUUGAUUUUAUCAUCUAGGUAUUUAAAUUCAUGCUGCAAAUUUACUCAUUUGAUUGAUUAAUGCGAUAGAAAAGAGGAAAAGAAGAGAGAGAAAAUGGGGUGUGUUUCCAGUAAAACAGCGGAUUCUAAAGCUAAUAGAGUUGCUCGAUGGCGUUCCACUGGCAUUGUUGCUCUUCGAGACUCCAAAUUAAAGACAUUUCCUGAUGAAGUUCUUACCCUUGACAGAGCUGUACGCACAGUGGACUUAACACACAACAAAAUAGUUGAUGUUCCAGUAGAAAUUAACAAAUUGAUCAACAUGCAGCGCCUGAUUUUGGCAGAAAAUCUUAUUGAAUGUCUUCCAAUGAACUUGGGGAAACUUCAGUCACUAAAAGUAAUGACACUUGACGGGAAUCGACUUUCUGGCUUGCCUGAUGAAUUGGGUCAACUGGUACGGCUUGAGCAGUUGUCAGUAUCUCGGAAUGUGUUGACAUACUUACCAGAGACUUUAGGGAGUCUUAGGAAUUUGAAGCUCUUAAAUGCAUCAAACAACCAAUUAAAAUAUCUUCCUGAAUCAAUUGGGAGUUGCUUUUCACUCGAGGAGCUUCAAGCAAAUGAUAAUUCCAUUGACGAUCUUCCUCCUUCAAUAUGUAAUCUCGUUCACCUGAAAUCACUCUCUCUGAACAACAACAAUGUGAAAGAGAUGCCUGCAACUAUACUCAGAGACUGCAAAAUUCUGCAGAGUAUUUCCUUGCACAACAAUCCCAUUUCCAUGGAUCAGUUCCAACAGAUGGAAGGUUACCAAGAAUUUGAGCAACGACGGAAAAAGAAGUUUGACAAACAAAUAGACUCGAAUGUGAUGAUAAAUUCAAAGGGUCUAGAUCAGGGUGUUGAUUCAUGAUUCCGUGUAUCCUGUACCAAUUUUGAUGAAAUCUUGGUUGUCAAACAAAGUUAAGCUGUGAACAUCUGAGGCAAAGAUGAACCCCUCAGAUUGUAAUUCUCCAGCUGAAUCUAUCCAGUCGUGUUCAGUCAUCUUGCUGCCCAUUUAAUUUCAGUCGCAAUGGUGAAAUGGCCUCUGUAUAUGAUAAUUUUUUUCGGGUAAUUUUGUUAUCUGGUCUCCCGAAGCUGGAAGCUUUAUAUUGUGCAGGUGUGUAUAUAGAGAAAGAGUUCCCUUGCAAAUUGUUACAUUGAACUUGCAACCACAGGAAGUUUGAUAUAUUGAGUUUACGAAUUGCUUGUUUUUCUAAGUGUUUAUAUAAGUACUAUUGGCUUUCUUUGCAUCUAUGACAGCAUCUUUCAAGCAUACUAUAUUACUUUCA